Molecule: messenger RNA, 1020 nt
Organism: Adineta steineri
Lineage: Eukaryota; Metazoa; Rotifera; Eurotatoria; Adinetida; Adinetidae
Source: the annotation of a GenBank genome assembly
AUGGCAUACUACACGUUUUUAUCAUUUGUAAUAAUUCUGUACUUGUACGGUUAUUUUCACUUAGUAGAAACACGUCGUACAAACGAUACUGAAAAAUAUAAUCAAUAUCAAUGUUUUUCUACAUUAUCAGAUAAAUCUGAUAAAUUUCAUACUAAAUUACUUCGACCAUUAUUAAUAAAACGUGUAUCAGGUACACGAGGUAAUGCUCAAGUACGACAACAUAUUAUUUCAACAUUACAAUCAACUAAAAUAUGGAAUAUUGAAUAUGAUACAUUUAAUUCCGUGACACCAGAUGGUAUAGUUAAAUUUACUAAUAUAAUUGCAACUUUAAAUCCAACAGCGACACAUCGUCUUGUACUUGCUUGUCAUUAUGAUUCAAAAAAACUACCACAUUUUAUUGGUGCUACUGAUAGUGCAGUACCUUGUGCAAUUUUACUCGAUUUAGUGAUUUAUUUUAAACAACAACUUGCUCAACGUAAACAAAAUAAUAAAUAUCCAACAUUACAAUUAAUUUUCUUCGAUGGAGAAGAAGCAGUUCAACAUUGGUCGAAGACCGAUUCACUCUAUGGAUCAAGACAUUUAGCAACAAAAAUGCGUAAUACAAAUGUUCAAGGUCAACAAGAUUUAAAUCAAAUUGAUGCUAUGAAUAUAUUUAUUCUACUCGAUCUUAUCGGAAACAAAAACUUACAAUUUGUUAAUCUUUUCAAUAGAACUACGGGAAAAUAUUACAAGAAAUUACAAGAAAUAGAAACUCAACUACUUCGUUCUUAUGAUAAUACUGAACAUCAACAGGCAAUAUUCUCUUCGAAAGCUUAUAAUUAUAUCAUCGAAGAUGAUCAUGUUCCAUUUCUAGCCUAUGAUGUACCAAUUCUUCAUCUAAUCGCUGUACCAUUUCCAUCAACAUGGCAUAAAUUAAGUGAUAAUGAAGAUAAUCUCGAUUUUCAAUCAAUAAAUCAUUUUCGAAAUAUUAUGAAAUUAUUUCUAAAAAAAUAUCUUCAUAUAAAAAAACAGUUCUGUUAA